Molecule: messenger RNA, 604 nt
Organism: Desarmillaria tabescens
Lineage: Eukaryota; Fungi; Basidiomycota; Agaricomycetes; Agaricales; Physalacriaceae
Exons: 3
Coding region: 91-486 (131 amino acids)
Molecular function (GO): protein heterodimerization activity
Source: RefSeq, a predicted model, not a curated record
ACCACCUAGCUGGAACGCAAGUAUCCCCCGCAAUCAAACUACGAACCCGGAUCCCCACACUGACUGCGCUGCAGGGCCUACGAUGUCGCGAUGUCAAAGCAGCACAAGAGCAUCUCUGCCGCCGAUGUCAUGCGGGCGCUAGAGGUCCUCGAGCUGGGUGAUAUGGUAGAGACGAUACAGGAGGAUCUUCAGGCUUUUCGCGAAGAACAAGAGCGGCUGGGAAAGCCAGCAGUCACGAUAGCGUAUCGGCGCCUCCAAGCCGCAGACUCUCUGUCCAACCGGGAGCUCCGACUAUCAGGAUCAAACCACCCAAGAAAGAGACCCCAUCGAGAGCUACGUCUUUGUCGUCGUAUUCGAGACGAUCGGAGAAAGACGAGGAACCACUCCAGGGCGAUCAAGCGUACGAGGAGGCUACGCCAGGAUUAUAUCAUAAUUGGCAAAGUGGACGGCGGCCAUCUUGAUGAUCGCAACUCGGACAAGGAAUAGGGACACACGGACGGACAUUUCUGAUUCUUGCUUUCAACUUUCUUUCGUCGUGCUUUGUUGAUGUCAUAUGUACCGUGCUAUUGUCAAACAGUGCUAGCUUUCUUCAGUCUAGCUAGAG